Chara braunii is the source of this 7465-nucleotide messenger RNA. The record is from the annotation of a GenBank genome assembly. Lineage: Eukaryota; Viridiplantae; Streptophyta; Charophyceae; Charales; Characeae.
GAGGUUGGUUUUCCAUGCCCUGGUAAUAUGCGGGAAGCAUCUGCUCAGACAGAUUUGUCUUGUUAACUUUUUCGCUCUUUCUCUCACGCGUCCUUCUGAGCGCCAUCCAAGGAGAUGUGGAGCGGUGAUUCGCACGCAGGGCUGUAAGUCGGGACACACGUUGCCAUUUAAGGGCUGCGAGUCGGGACACACGGUGCCAUUUAAGGGCUACACCAAGUCGGGACAGACGGUGCCAUUUAUACACGACGUGCGGCACGUUUCUUGCUCCAAAGUCCGGACACGUCCUUUCAGGAAGAGAGCAGGGCGCAACUCGACACGUGGAAAACCGAAGAGGGUGGUGGUAUACUACACCUCGGAUACGGAUAGCAGGUUUGGGUGAGAGUUGGUCCAGGUUCAGACGACGUAAGAGCGGGGUAUAAAAUAUAAGUCGGGACGCGAAAAACUUGAGUGUGUCUCAGGAGUCGGGACGACGAAAGCGAGGUAUGAGUCGGGAUGCCGAGAGCGAAGCGAGUGUGAAAGUCGAGGAGACGAACGCGAAACGGAGCGGGAUCUUAAGUCGGGACGACGAAAGCGAAUCGGGAUCCGAAGUCGGGACGAUGAGACGACAGCCAAAGACGGAGGUUAUGCGCCGGGAUGAGGAUCUUAAGUCGGGACGACGAUAGAGAAACGACAGCGAAGCUGAUCUGUUGAUCAGAGCUAUAGACGCCCUAAUCGAAAGAGGAUCUUAAGUCGGGACGACGAGGGAGCUCUACUGAUCGUUGAUUAACGGCAGAGAGAGGGACUUCGUUUGGCGGUAUAUAAAUAUAUAUAAAUAUACGCAUAUCUAUAUAUAUAAUGUAGAUAUAGAUAUAAAUAUAUAAGUGUAGCACGAUUUAAGAGACGACGACAAAGUUUGACGUCGAUAGGUGAUGAGGUGUCAAAAGACGACAGCAGAUGCUGACGUGUCUUUUAAUCAGCCUUAUCCAUUAAUACGUAGAAGGAUGAAGAAUAAUAUGCUGUUUGGACCGUACGGGCGAAGGUUGUGUGCAUAAAGGCGGGAGGGGGAACGCGGAGAUAGGAAACUUCCAGGAAACAUUUAGGAAAUACCCAGGAAAGUUGUAGUUGCUGCUGGCGUGGAGGCGCUAGGUAAUCGAUUCGCUAAUCAGGUCGGUGAUGAGGUGACGCGCAGCUGAUGAGGUGAUUCAGCGAAAAGACGUGCAAUGUGGCGGAGCGUAUGAUGAGGAUAUCUUGGAACGUGGAAGGAGGAGAAAACGCACAGGGAGGAAGAAAGAGCGAGAGAGGUGUAUGUUGGUGGAGUGCAGAGUCGGUGCUUAGUGAAAGGGGAAGGGAGUUGAUUAAUUGAUUGGUUGAUUGAUUGAUUUGAUUUGAUUGAUUGAUUGAUUGAAGGGUUAGCGUGUUUGAGGAAGAAAGAGCAAGAGGUGUAUCUUGGAGUGAGAAGACGGGGCUUUGUGGAAGAGGGACGGAGUUGAUUGAUUGAUUGAUUGAUUGAUUGAUAUUGGGAGAGGUGGGAAGAGAGAGUUGAGGUAUAAAGAUUUUUGGUGUUUGAGAAUCAGCGGAAAUGUUUAAAAAUCAGCUUCAGGAGUUGGCACAAAAGAAUUCAUACAAUUUGCCGUCGUACGCUUGUAUAAGGGAAGGACCUGACCAUGCUCCUCGUUUCAAGGCCAGCGUUAAUUUCAAUGGAGAGCUGUUCGAGUCCCCGUCGUAUUGCUGCAAUCUCAGACAAGCUGAGCACGCAGCGGCAGAGGUGGCUCUCACAACGUUCACAAGAUGCGUCAACGACGGAAGCAAACGAAGACCAGGAGCAACAGAACAUCGCGAGAGCUCUUGCAAAUGUCGAAGAAGAGCAGCGGGGCUCAGGGUCGUCAUUUGAAGGACCUUCCACAACGACGUCGACGAGACCGUCAUCGAGUAGCAGCAGGCGAUCGCGCGAAGAGAGAACGACUGCCACGGUUUCUUCGCAGACGGUGCCAGUUGUCCAGCUGCCGAGCACGUCCCAGUACCCGUGGGCAUCUGUGGACAGAAUAGGCAAAGAAGGAAUGACCGGCGUUCGAUACCUGCAUGCGGGCGUGCCCUCGUUGGUGCCUCAUAGCGCUCGAAUGAGCGCUUCUCAGAUCGUGCCUCGUGCAGUCAUUCCCAUGAGUUACGUGAGCCAGUCGCCCGCCGUCCUAAGUCGAGGCAUUCCGCUCCCUUCGUCGGCGUCCGGAGGUCCCACGACAACCUAUCAGUAUCCUGUAGAUAGCAGAACAGUGCCUGUUGUGCUUUCUGGCAGCGCUUUGCCGAUCACAUCCUCCGCUUCUUCCCGACAGAUCCAUGUGCGCAGCAGCGAAUCCAGCAAGGCGAACCAUGUUUCCGGUUCAACCCCUGCCCAUCUCGAAGAGCACAUUCGGGAUGAGGAGGAGUGGUUGUCCGGUGGGACGAGCUCCUCGCGGUCGAGCGGCGGCGCUUCAGAUGAUCGAUCGCCGAACAAGGAGGACAAGAAAGGAAAGGAUGUGGCGACUUCGUCUCGCCUCGAGGAUCAUCACCAGAUGACUCAGAGUGUGCUGUUCAACCAAAUGGGUGUGUGCUGGGAUGCGCAGCAGCUGUGGACUCGCAUUCAGGCACCGUACCAGAGAGCCGCACCUGUUGCUGUCAGGCCGCUCAUCAGGGUAAGAGCACAAGCACCGACAGAAGAGGAUUCCAACGAUUCGACGGAAGGAGAGGCGGCGACAAGGCAGGUUCUCAGCCAGCUGAGUCUUUGAGAUUUUCGAGUUGGUGGGCUCUCUGCACGUGGAGGUCAUCAGCGGCGGAUGCAUUUUAGCUCUCGUGUUUAGUACCUUGAUUACUGCACACUGCCAUUCCCCUCGCUCGGUAUGUGCAGUCGAGUGAGUAUUGAAAACCUUUCGAGUCGACUGGGUCCAUCAUGGAAUAUCCGCAGAGAGCUGCUGCUGUACUAGCCUUGUCGCUGUGUGGAAUUCUAUUUGCACAGAUCUGCUGCUGGUUCGUGCCACCUCGUUGCAAGGAGAAGAGCACACCACCUCCCCCGUGCGAGUCAGUCGAGCAUGGCGGUCAGCGUGAAUGAUAUCGGUUCUUGAUUGGCGGGGGUAUAUACGAAAGAAGUGCAUGCAGCUUUGACGGUUUUAGCAGGGGUAUAUACGGAAGAAGUGCAUGCAGCUUUAACAGUUUUAGCAGGGGUCCCUUUGUGGUGUCUGAAAAGCCCAGCUUCUUGGAAUGGUUUCAGCAGAGCUUUAACGGUUUUAGCGGGGUAUAUACGAAAGAAGUGCAUGCAGGGAGAGCUAUUGAUAUCCGUUGUGGAGCUCGCUUUUUCCCUCCCAGUUGUUUUGUGCAUGCGAGGCGGUGAGAGAUGCGCAGAGACAAUCGGUGUGCACCCUUACCCCUAGGAGCUUGUCCACCUCCCUUCUUCUCCCAACUCCUCUCCAGCCCCUCCUACCCCCCACCGUUGUGUUGUCUCCCUCGAUAAACAGAGAGACGAAAACCUUCAUAAGCUGCCCUACCCCUGUUCUCGCUGUGUAGACUGGUGGGAGGGUAGCAGUAUGAGUUGAAAAGAUAUGAAGGACAUUUGCAAAUUUCGGGCGGUCAUCGCUCAAUGCAUCUGACUGCACUUUCGUGAAGUCGUGGUGGUGGUGGUGGUGCGGGGGGGAGGCGGGGGGGAAGGGGAAAGGGAGGAGAGGUGGGUUUGGCGUGAGUAAUGUCUUGGCAGGUAGAGAAAGAUGGCUACCCGUCUUCACCUGAAUAGAACGCCCCGUCAUUAUAUCUGUAUUUUGGGCAAAUUUAAGUCCACAUACAGCGAUAAUGACCAGGCGUUCUAUUCCGGUGAAUAGGGGAGCGGUUCCUACUUCCUGCACUCGAGCGGGGCACACGAGUGUGGCCGGGGUCAGGAAUCACACUGUUUUCUUUCCGUGGAGAGAUUUUGCCGUGCCUCAAAACAAGACGAGAUGAAGGAUGAAGGAUGUGCUUUCUCAGGGCAAAGUCACACUAGGUCUUUCGUAACUAGAAUGUGGACGUAAUUGCUGUCGCUCAGGUACGUGUCGGAAUCGGAUGCGGUUUUCUCGUCAAGUUCAUCCGUGAAAGACCUAGUGUGAGCAUGCUCUCAGAUUCAGCUCCUUGUGGUUACAAUAACCUUUUCGAGCUUUCUUUUGGUUACUGAGCGGGUGUACUCGCACAGCGGGAGAGCACGAACAGGACGCACACACGGGCGGGGAGUAGCGCCCGUGGUUACCUGCGUUGAAGGCAGGCCCCCGGCGACAUCAAAAUAGACCGUAUGCCCCCGUUGGGGUUUCUGGGUUACCGUAUGUGAGUGAGCCCUAUGGAACCUCAGCUAUCGUUGAAGGUAGGAUGGGACUGUACGUCGACAGAGGAAACUCUCAAGGAAAGCUUCUGAAGGCGUGCCAGACUCUGUGUGUGCAAAGGGCCUCGGUAUCCGGUCACAGUUAUGCGUAGUGUUUUUUUUUUGUUUUUUUUUUUGCGCAUGUGCGCCUUUGCGGAUGUGGGAUCGACAUGUGGACUUGUGGUGGUGAAAGAACGAAGGUAACCAGUUGAUUCUUACCUCGAUCAGAUGUCCACCUUGCGUUCUCUGUUUGCCUUUUCUUGCAUUCGUGCAUGCAUCGGAAGCCUAUUAGCUUCCCAGCGUGCGAAGAGAGCGAAUGUGCGGGUCAUGGUGACCGACCGUUGCGACAAUGGGAGAGAGAGAGAGAGAAGAGGGAGGAAAAAAGAGAGCAAGGAGGAUGGGUUGUGGGGGACUGAAGCAUCCUUGUGCUCGUCUUACUGUUUGUAGGAGCCGGCAGUCGGAUGUGCGCGCAAGCACUUCGUAUUUUGGUGAGUGCCUCGCAAGCGCACACAUCCGGCGAGCACAGGCGGUGCCUGAUAACCCAUAUAUGGAGGAUGAGAUGACAGGGCAGCGUUGCUGUUUCUCGUGCUGUCGGAGUUUUUAACUCCCAUUGUGGAACAGGAGGGGCUGCUGAUGCCGUCUCCGUUGGUUUUGCUUUCCCCUCUCCUCUCCUCUCCUCUCCUCUCCUAUCUUUCUUUUCUUCGUUUCGUUUCAUUUCUCCUUUAGUUGAUAUGUCUCCUACUGAUCUUUCUUCCCUAGUUUCCCUCUCCCUCCCUUCCCUUCCCCUUUACUCCCCUCCCGUCCCCCGACCUCAUCUCUCUCUCUCUCUCUCUCUCUCUCUCUCUCUCUCUCUCUNCUCUCUCUCUCUCUCUCUCUCUCUCUCUCUCUCUCUCUCUCUCUCUCUCUCUCUCUCUGUUUCUUUCUUUUGUUCUUUUUGUUGUUAAUAGCACUUGUGCCACGAGAUUCACCAGUGUACGGCAUGAAAAGCGGCCAGGGGACAUGCGUUUGUAGUUUCCCUUGCGUUGCAAACGGUGCCGAAUGCGUCUUUGCUCAGCCAGCUGCAGUGGAAGAUAGGAUAAGUAUGGUGGAGAUGUGUUUAGAAGCUGAUGAAGAACUAACUGUGUUCUUCUGAGCUAUGUGGGAUGUUUGGGUCCUGGGGGUCACAUGCUACGUUGAAGGUCACAGGUUCAAAUACUGUGGGGUUGAAGUGAUGAUCCCUGGCAAAGCCGUAUGAUGGAGGGAGUGUGUGGGCUCACAAUCGGAGCAGUCUUGUGUAUAUUUGUCUGGAAAGUGCAUGGCUGACACAGCACAGGUAGAGUCCUCUUGAAGCACGAUCUAUAUGGGAAAAGAGGAGGGGGGUACUAUAAGCAGUGUCUCUGGUACUCUAGCCAGGGCUACUAGUGUUCAAUUUUAUUUUUAGAUUUGUUGCUUGGAUUGGCUUUGAACUGACGAUCUGGUGUUUAGUGCGAAGUAUGGUGCAAGUGGUGGUCCCCUCCGUCAUGGCGUUUGGCAGCACAGGUGGUGGUGGCAUUUACCUCUCCCGCGCCCACUGGGAAGGAAGACACCUGGAUAUGGUGGACAAGAAGUCGAAGAAGAGCAGCAAAAGAUGGAUUGGAUGGAGCCCAAGCCAUUGUCAGGACACUACCGUCUUUCGCCGAACAUAACGCACCCUGAAAAUGAACGUCUACAAGGCGAGUGAUGUUGGUGGCGCAUGUGGUCGGGAUCCGAACCGUCGGAUCCUGCGCGACUCGUCUUCUCAGAGAUAGGUGAGCAGACAUGGAGGCUAGUUGUGUGUGUCGCUCUUCUCUUCCCUAUCCGUGUGUAGCAGGGCAAAAUUAAAACUGUACUAAAUUAUCCAGGAACCUGGUCGGCAAGUCGAUCAGGUUCAUUUUACGACGAUUUGGGAGGGGAGACAGAUUGCCGCCGGCCUCUCAGGCGAGAUCCAGGUGCUACGCAGGGGCAGAAGUCCUUUGUCUUUGCCCCUCGUUGAUCUGAUCUUGACGAUCGCUGUGUUCUUUGAAACCCACCAGUCAGUACUUCCUAAAGUCGUGCCCGUUAACAAGCCACAAUUUUAGGAAAUGUACGGGCCACUAGAAGAGCGGCCAAAUUCAUCCUUGUAGAAAGGUUUCUACUACUUUAUUUUUUUUUCCACGGCCGAUAGCUGGGCCAAGUACCUGUGGUUUAAACGACGUGCGGAUGACGUGUACGGUGGUCGUCCUUCUUUUGUCGGCCACCAUACCACCAUUCAUCAAUAGAGAGGUGUGGUGGCGCUUUGCGCCGCUGGCUGGCAUGGGAAAUGAGCAGUCACUGUGUUAUUUUGUGCUUUGCACGCCUUUCGUGUAAAAGCAGGAAAUUCAAUAAGUAAUGUUCCCUUCGAUUGCCAGACGACUGUCAGCAGUGAGUGCGUACUAGUGAAUAAAGCAGCAUGAUGGUCGUGGAAAUCUGAACGGUGACCUUUUCUUUGGGGAAUUGUUGCAUCAUCAGAUGGUGGUUAGGCUCUUGCGGGUCACGACACAAAAUAUGUGGGACCAUUCAUAUCUUGAUAGCAUACGGAGUGUCAUAAAACUCCAUAUUCGGCUGUUGCUACUGGCAAGACAGGCGGGAGCAAGAAGGAAAGUGGGUAUGAAGCUCACUUCCCGAUGCAGCGGGUCAUCUCUCUCUCUCUCUCUCUCUCUCUCUCUCUCUCUCUCUCUCUCUCUCUCUCUCUCGCUCUGUGUGUGUGCGUGUGUGUGUGUGUGUGUGUGUGUGUGUGUGUGUGUGUGUGCGUGCUGGUAGCUGUCCUUGCUGGGAUGACACGCACGAGCGAGAAGGAUGGUGGUUAUGGAUUCCACUUCUGAAUGCAGCGGUUGAUUUGCUCGUCUGAAUAGGGUGGACGGGCUCCACAGAUCAGAGUCAAAUCUCUCUUUCUCUCUCUCUCUCUCUCUCUCUCUCUCUCUCUCUCUCUCUCUCUCUCUCUCUCUCUCUCUCUCUCUCUCUCUCCAUCUGUGCCUCCCUUCCUCUCUCUCUCGUGUCUUUGGUUGAUGAAAGGGGAUUGAAAAGAGUUAUAUAUGAUAGGACUCGUAGGGAUAUGAGGUUAAGUUUUCGUUUUGUUGGGUACGGUAGAGUUUCUUGGAUUUAGGGUAAUGAAUGAUAUUUGAUGUU